Molecule: messenger RNA, 1041 nt
Organism: Branchiostoma belcheri (Belcher's lancelet)
Lineage: Eukaryota; Metazoa; Chordata; Leptocardii; Amphioxiformes; Branchiostomatidae
Product: low-density lipoprotein receptor-related protein 6-like
Exons: 7
Coding region: 1-1041 (346 amino acids)
Source: RefSeq, a predicted model, not a curated record
AUGUACCAGCCAGCGUUACGAAGUGAAAAUGCGGGCCCCCGAGGAGACCCCGGCUCCAGUCACAUCAGCGAGCCAUUCCUAUUGGUAGCUGACUAUGAUGGAGAAACCAUUCUUCAAGUUAACAUCACUUCCGGAUCGACCACCACGCUUCCGCUCGGAGAUGUAGGACAGCCCGCCGCCCCGGGCUACGACCCGCUCACGGACUACGUGUACUGGGCAGAUGACCGGAACGACAAAAUCCACCGGGCUCGUCGUGAUGGAAGUGGCAGGGAGGCCAUCUUAGACAUCAGCAGUAACACCAUCUCAGUUGCAAAUAUGAAUGGAUCGUCCACUAGAACACUUCUUACGUCAUCAGCCGUCAGCAGUCCUUAUGACCUGGUUCUGGACCCCAGGAAUGGACUCAUGUACUGGGCGGACGAUGGUAAUGGCAGAAUUUACCGUGCUGCGAUGAACGGCAGUAACCCAACCACCAUCAUCACGGGCGUGACUGAUUCCCGCGCCGUUACAAUAGACUAUAGAGAGGGCCGGCUGUACUACUCUGAUGGGGACCGCAUGUACAGCUCAGACCUGCUGGGUAACGAUAUCCAACAACUGCUGUAUGAAUCCGGGAAGUUGGUGUAUGGGAUUGCUGUUGACGAGAACUACGUCUACUGGUCGUCUGCUUGGCGUGAUUCAUCAAAGACAUGGCACGGGAAAGUCGGAAAGUUAUCCAAGUCAGACUUGACCAAGACUGUCCUGGUGGAGGGUCUGGAAUCGCCAUACGGCAUCUGCCUGUCCACGGCAGCGCCUCCUGGCGUCACCACUGCGACCCCUACAUCACCAGCAACAACAACUGUGAAGACAAGCACAGCUCCAGUCACUACACCUUCGACUGUGGAGCGAAUCACGACUCCGGUCAUUACAUCUUCGACUGCGGAGGAAAACACUGCUCCGGUCAUUAUACCUUCGACUGCUGAGGGAAUCACGACUCCGGUCAUCAUGCCUUCGACUGUGGAGCAAAGCACGGCUCCGGUCACUACGCUAUUGCAAGGCGGUAAGUAG